AUGGGUGCCGUCGUAUCAUGCAUCAAAUCUGUCUUCCAGACUAUCGGAGCCUGCAUCAUGGCAGUCGUUAACGGCAUUGCGGGCAUACUCAAGGCCAUCAUCAACGCAAUCGCAUCCUUCUUCGGUAUCAUCGUCAGCUGCCUGACCUGCGGUCGUGGUGGUAGAAAGCGAGGACAUGGAGGACGCGGAGGACACACAACGAGCCAUGUCUGA
This is a messenger RNA of Cadophora gregata, 213 nucleotides long. RefSeq lists its product as uncharacterized. The coding region runs from base 1 to 213 and encodes 70 amino acids. The transcript is spliced from 2 exons. Lineage: Eukaryota; Fungi; Ascomycota; Leotiomycetes; Helotiales; Ploettnerulaceae. The record is from RefSeq and is a predicted model, not a curated record.